Oreochromis niloticus (Nile tilapia) is the source of this 2571-nucleotide messenger RNA. It is a transcript of the gene sts, whose product is annotated as steroid sulfatase (microsomal), isozyme S. Lineage: Eukaryota; Metazoa; Chordata; Actinopteri; Cichliformes; Cichlidae. Gene Ontology annotation, molecular function: arylsulfatase activity. The transcript is spliced from 10 exons. The record is from RefSeq and is a predicted model, not a curated record. Bases 165 to 1886 code for a protein of 573 amino acids.
GACACAGAAGAUUCUGCCCGGAAAAACAGAGUAGCCCCCACUUCUCGCGUGAUUCUGGGUUCACAGCACAGCUCAAACAAGUUUGCAAGAUUUGAGUAGCGACAGUACAGCCUGCGGUCCAUAUCAGCGUCUGUCAUUCAGCACCUUGUUUCUGUUCUGACAACAUGAAGUCCACGUGGCCACUUUCCUCUCUGUGGCUGCUGCUCUUAGAGGUGAGCAGUGUUUCUCUUCAGGAGAGCAACAGGCCUAGUUUUGUCCUGAUAAUGGUGGAUGACCUGGGAAUUGGAGACCUUGGCUGUUAUGGCAAUAACUCACUGAGGACCCCCAAUAUUGACCAGCUGGCAAAGGAAGGGGUGAAGCUGACCCACCACAUUGCUGCAGCAAGCCUCUGCACUCCCAGCAGGGCAGCGUUCCUCACCGGACGAUACCCAGUGCGAUCAGGUAUAGCUGGUCAUAUCAGACCAGGUGUCUUUUUAUUUAAUGCAGCGUCUGGAGGUCUCCCCAGCCAGGAGAUUACUUUUGCCAAGGUUGUCAAACAACAAGGCUAUGAGACUGCUCUUAUAGGAAAAUGGCACCUGGGCCUCAACUGUAAUAGCAGUGACGAUCACUGCCACCACCCUAACAACCACGGCUUCAAUUAUUUCUUCGGCAUCCCUCUGACUAACCUGAGGGACUGCCAGCCGGGACAUGGCACUGUUUUCCAGUUCCAUAAAUAUUUGCCAUACAGAACAAUGGGCAUCGUUUUGCUCACUGCAGUUGUGCUGCACUACAGCGGGGUCAUCAGCAUCGGCAGAAGAUUGAUCCUGAGCUUGAUGUUUCUGGUGCUUUUGGUCACUGGUUUGGCAGUAGUGUUCAUCAUGGUUGUCCCAUACUUAAACUGUAUUCUGCUGAGGGACCACAGUAUUGUGGAGCAGCCAUAUAAGUCUGAAAACAUGACACAGAGGAUGAUCCAUGAGGCAGUGGACUUCAUAGAGAGAAAUUUACACAGGCCUUUCCUGCUGCUUUUCUCUUUCCUCCAAGUCCACACAGCCAUCUUUGCUUCAGCGGCUUUCAGAGGAACGAGCCGCCAUGGUAUCUAUGGGGACGCCGUGCAGGAGGUGGACUGGAGUGUGGGUCAGCUCAUGGAGACGCUGGACAGACUCAGCUUGAGAGAAAAAACUCUUGUUUACCUGACUUCAGAUCAAGGGGCUCACCUGGAGGAAAUCUCUGCCAGAGGCGAUGUCCACGGGGGAUCGAACGGAAUAUAUAAAGCAGGGAAGUCCACGAAUUGGGAGGGAGGAAUCAGGGUCCCUGGAAUUUUACGUUGGCCUGGGAAAAUCCCUGGUGGCAGACAGAUAGAUGAGCCCACCAGCAACAUGGACCUGUUUCCUACUGUGGUGCAGCUGAGUGGAGCUUCAGUCCCAGAGGACAGGGAGAUAGACGGUCAUGACCUCAUGGAUUUGCUACAGGGGAGAGCUGAAAGUUCCAAGCAUGAAUUUCUCUUCCAUUACUGUAAUGCCAACUUGAACGCUGUCAGAUGGCAUCCGCAAAACAGUAGCUCGGUGUGGAAAGCUUUUUACUUCACUCCAAACUUCUACCCAGAAGACAAGAAGGCAUGUUUCCAUACACUUGCCUGCUUUUGCACGCCGGACUACGUUACCUUCCACGAUCCUCCCCUGCUCUUCGAUCUCUCAAAGGACCCAUCAGAGAGCACACCGCUGACCCCAGACACUGAGCCUGCCUUUCACUUUGUCCUGGCCACAAUGAAGGAAGCUGUGAAGAUGCAUCAGCGCUCACUGAAGCCAGUGGAGAACCAGUUAAGUCCAGCGAACCUGAUGUGGAAGCCCUGGCUGCAGCCCUGCUGCUCCACAGUCACACAGCUCUGUCAGUGCCAGCUGUACCAGUAGGCUUCUGUGGAGGCUUCAUUGGAAGAUCCUUGCUGCUGUUUAGUCACACUAAUCUGAAUAUGGACACUUCAUAUGAACUCCUCAAAUCCAUGAUUAAACCUUUGUUUUGUCAGGGUGCAGUCAUCUGAUGCACUGAUUUUAUUUCACUCGGUGUAGUAACAAAAGCUUCAUGUUAUGGCCCUGGCCAUAAUCUGUUUUGGUGGCUGUGUUUUCUUUGUCUGUGUCUUUAAAUCUUUGCAGGCCCUGAUUGGAUGAGCUGACGGCUGCUGAUUGGUCCGCGGAUCAUGUGGCCGCAUUCAAAACCCAUCACCAGCAGUUGUCCCGGGGCAGCCACUGACAGCAGCAGCAGACCUGAUCCUGGCCUCCAAAACCCAUGACAUUUGUUCCUGUGACUUUUGCGAUUUUCUCAGUUUUGUAUAUAGUGUGUACAUUAGUUUUCAUUGUAAAUAGCACUGGAACAUAAGGGGUGAGCUGCCUUAUUGUUUUUCCUUGCACUGUUUUCUCCUGUUUAUCACAGUUAGGGAGUUAGGUGUAGCGCUUGUCUUUUGUUUGGUUUUUGGUUUCACAUAGGGUUUAGACAGCACCUCCUCCUGACUUAGCUUGUUUUGUUUGUUAUUUUGGCCUUUGUUCACCCCAGAGCUUCUUUAUUCCAGUGUAGCAAAAUAAACCACCAUUCAUUGAGAAA